CAGUGAUCAUCGCCACCAAUGUGAUUCCAAGUCGCCAGCUUUGCUUUUGCUUUGCUUUGCUUUGCUCGCUCUGGACUGGACUCGGGCGGAUUACCCAACUCCAUUAAACACCAUCCCAAGCUAAUCCCUUUCUUCGUUAACUCCGUCGUCAAAAUAUAUGCCUUUCUUCUUUACGAUCCAUCGUAUAUAAUUCUUCUUCUUCUUCUUCUUUCUCCAACCCACGAUACAUAGAUACAUAGUUCCUAAGAAGGGAAACAUGACGAGCAUAACGGGAACUUGUUCUACUGGUUUGCUCUUCAAAUCUAAGGAAUCGGGUAGUAAUAAUGGGCUUUCUUUGCUUCACUACAAUGGUCUCAGAGCAGUUGUUGACACCACAAAAUUGGCUUCACCCGCCUGCAAAUCAUCUGGAUCCUUGGCUUCUUCCGUUUCAGAAACCAGAACGAUCAAAGCGGUUGUUUCUCAAACUGUAUCAGCUCCGAAGCGAGAAACUGAUCCUAAGAAGAGAAUUGUCAUAACAGGACAAGGUCUUGUAUCGGUUUUUGGCAAUGACGUUGAUACAUUCUAUAAUAAACUUCUCGAAGGACAAAGUGGGAUAUCCUUAAUUGAUAGGUUUGAUGCCUCGUCAUUCUCUGUUCGUUUCGCCGGUCAGAUUCGUGAUUUUUCCUCCAAGGGAUAUAUUGAUGGUAAGAAUGACCGUCGCCUGGAUGACUGUUGGAGGUAUUGUUUGGUUGCUGGUAGGAGGGCAUUAGAUGAUGCCACUCUUGGUACCCAAGUCCUUGAAACUAUGGAUAGGACGAGAAUUGGAGUCUUAAUUGGAUCAGGAAUGGGAGGUUUGACAUCAUUUAGCAAUGGAGUGGAGGCUCUCAUACAAAAGGGUUACAAGAAAAUAACUCCAUUUUUCAUCCCAUACUCAAUUACCAACAUGGGAUCGGCAUUGCUAGCUAUUGAUACCGGAUUAAUGGGUCCAAAUUACUCAAUCUCAACCGCAUGCGCAACUGCAAACUACUGUUUCUACGCAGCUGCAAAUCACAUAAGAAGGGGAGAAGCUGAUAUCAUGGUUGCUGGAGGAACAGAGGCUGCAGUUAUGGCAACUGGUGUUGGCGGUUUUAUAGCUUGUCGGGCUUUGUCACAGAGGAAUGAUGAACCGCACAGAGCUUCAAGGCCAUGGGAUAAAGAUCGCGAUGGCUUUGUUAUAGGAGAAGGUGCAGGCGUGCUGAUUAUGGAGAGCUUGGAACAUGCUGAGAAAAGGGGAGCUAAUAUAAUAGCUGAGUAUCUAGGAGGUUCAAUUACAUGCGAUGCUCAUCACAUGACUGACCCGAGAUCAGAUGGGUUAGGAGUGUCGUCGUGCAUUUCGAAAGCUCUAGACGAUGCUGGAGUUUCUCCCGAUGAGGUGAACUAUAUUAACUGCCAUGCAACAUCAACACUUGCUGGAGAUUUGGCUGAGGUUAAUGCUAUCAAGAAGGUUUUCAAGAACACUUCAGAGAUUAAGAUGAAUGGAACCAAGUCGAUGAUUGGGCAUGGGCUGGGAGCUGCAGGUGGAUUGGAAGCUAUAGCCACCAUCAAAGCAAUCAACACAGGAUGGCUCCAUCCCACCAUCAAUCAAGAUAAUUUGGAAGAUCAAGUAACUAUCGACACAGUUCCAAACGUCAAGAAACAGCACGAAGUCAAUGUCGCCAUCUCCAAUUCAUUUGGUUUCGGUGGACAUAAUUCGGUUGUUGUUUUUGCUCCUUUCAAGCGUUGAACAAAGAAACCGUUAUUUUCUGUUUAGCGGUUCAGAACUCGAAACAUAUUUAUUGUGUAGAUCGAGAGAAAUCGUAAUUUAUACAACACUGGGACUGCAUCCUGGGAUGUAUUCUGAGUUAACAAUAUUAAAAAAAUAAUAAUAAUUCUGAUGUUCUUUCUU
This is a messenger RNA of Impatiens glandulifera, 1903 nucleotides long. Its product is annotated as 3-oxoacyl-[acyl-carrier-protein] synthase I, chloroplastic-like. NCBI's taxonomy places the organism in Eukaryota, Viridiplantae, Streptophyta, Magnoliopsida, Ericales, Balsaminaceae. Bases 257 to 1741 code for a protein of 494 amino acids. Gene Ontology annotation, molecular function: 3-oxoacyl-[acyl-carrier-protein] synthase activity. Gene Ontology annotation, biological process: fatty acid biosynthetic process. The record is from RefSeq and is a predicted model, not a curated record. The transcript is spliced from 8 exons.